GCUUUCACUUCCAGAAUUAAUGUAGAGAGGUUAUAUUCAGUGCAUUAGAUUUGGAGAGAGAAAUGAGAAAAAUCAAAGGGUUUUGAUCUUCUUUUUUUUUGCAGGUUUUUUGUUUUUUUGUGUUGUGUUUAUGGUUAAUUAUAUAUUAUCAAGAAGUAGAAGAAAUCAAAUGGAGGAGAAUUCAUCACCUCGAGCUUCACGUAAAGGGGGAGGAUCCACAAGGAAGAAGAGCAGCAUUUUGACGCUUGCAUUGGUUAAAGUCCCAUGGAAAAUGGGGAGGAAGUGUUUGGGGUUAGAGAAAAAGAAGAAGAGAAACAGGGUGGAAAUGAAGAGAAAAUGUAAGAAAAGUUGUUGUAAUUGUUGUAGUAGUAGUAGUAAUGAAGUUGGUGAUGAUCAUGACCAUCAUGAUCAUCAGUUUGGAGAUGGGAAUUUGGGAGAAAGGAUAGGGGUAGAAGAGGGAAUAUGGGAACUUUCAACAGAAGAAGAAAUGGGGAACUUUAGUGCAAGGUUUGAAGCUGAGAGAUUUUGGUUAGAGUUAUAUCAGGUUGGUCAUUUGGGUUUUGGGAGGGUUUCUUUCACUGGCAUUUAAUCUCUCUUCUU
This is a messenger RNA of Durio zibethinus, 600 nucleotides long. NCBI's taxonomy places the organism in Eukaryota, Viridiplantae, Streptophyta, Magnoliopsida, Malvales, Malvaceae. The record is from RefSeq and is a predicted model, not a curated record.